This is a messenger RNA of Bradysia coprophila, 3811 nucleotides long. RefSeq names its product PHD finger protein MBD-R2. Gene Ontology annotation, biological process: regulation of transcription by RNA polymerase II. The record is from RefSeq and is a predicted model, not a curated record. Lineage: Eukaryota; Metazoa; Arthropoda; Insecta; Diptera; Sciaridae. Gene Ontology annotation, cellular component: NSL complex. Gene Ontology annotation, molecular function: DNA binding.
AGAGGCGUCAUUGAUUGUCAAAAAGAAUAAAAAAAGAAAAAGGUCGCCAUCGUCAGUUUCAUGUUAUUGCGUCAGUUUUAUCAGAAAAACCUUUAAUAAAAGACUAGAGAAUUUAUCAAAAUAUAGAUCACAUUAUCACGGAAAUAAUUUGCUAAUGGCACCACGUCGUUGCACAAUUAAAGGAUGUCCAUCCGUAUCAGGACGACAGCAGCAUCGCGGUGUUACUUUUCACACAUUUCCGCUGAAUCCAAUUGCCCGUCAGUUUUGGUUAACAAACUGCAAUCUGCCCGACACAAAGAAUAUAACGAAAAGCAUUUUGGUGUGCUCUCGACACUUUCGCCGUGCAGAUUUUCAACCGCUCAAAAACAAUAAAUAUUUAUUGAAACAAGGAGCCGUGCCGACCAUAUUUCCAUGGGGUACACUUCCAUACGUUGAACCAACACCGCAUAGUGUCAUCGAAAGUGGAGAGCCUAUGGUCAUUGCCGAUGAUAAGCCCGCAGAGCCGUUGCCGUUGGUCAAUCAGCAGUUGGUCGAUGAAAUUGUAAAAAUUAAAUCGGAAAUGAAAGCAACGAUUGGUGUAAAGUCGCCGGGUAAGCGAUCGGCUAGUGUCGAUGAACCCGGCACAAGUGAACCGAAAAAGAAAGCCAUUCGAGUUUCCUUGGAUUCGAAGAAAUUAUCCAACGAACCUAUCGCCACAGCAUCGUUUGAUCCGUUUUCAAAGUUUUCACCGGGUGCACGUAUCGAGGCACAAGAUUUCAAUGGAGCAUGGCACACGGCAAAAGUCGUCGAAGUGGACGGCGAUGAGAAGGAGGUUCUGAUUAAUUUCGAGAAAAACUCGAAGUCGAAAGCACCAGCUACGGCUACCGAAUGGAUUCCGAUGAAUAGCAGCCGUCUGAGACAAGUAGUCAAGAAACCUAUUGCAUCGUACGUUCCCGGCGAAAAAUGUUUGGCUCGAUGGACAGAUUCACGAAAGUUCCCAGCCACCAUACAGAAGGUCCUUGAAAACAACACAUACGAAGUUCUGUUCGAUGACGGUUUCGUCAAAGUGGUUCGUGCCGGUCAUAUAUCCAAAGUGAAAGUUCCCGAGCCCAAAACGCCCAAAUCAGACAAAUCUGGUCGCAAAUCCAAUCCGCAUCUACCGAUUCCGAAAUUCGAUUUGGCAAAAUUGAAUCUGCUACCGGUACCGAAAGAUGGUGAGUGGUGUUGCAAUUGGGUCAAUGAAAUCCCUAUUGGAGCUGAAGGUUAUUUGGAUGGGCCCGAUGGUCACAAACGCCCAACUGUAUUGGUUGAAGAUUGGCGUCUUCCGGCUGGUUGGACGAAGCAUUUGUACCAAAGGUCUAGUGUCUCUGGAAAAUGGGAUGUUGUGUUGGUCGGGCCAACGAAAAAACGUUUCCGAUCCAAGAACGAUGUCAAAGUGUAUUUGGAGGAAAAGGGUGAGGUGUACAAUCCAGAUAUCUAUGACUUCAGCAUUCACAAACGGCGUGCCAAAGACAUCGGACUGUUCGUCUUUACCGAUGAAUACAAAGAAGAAUUGAAAAAUAAGCAAUUGCUGGCUGCAUCAACUGCUGCCACAGCAGCAUCAUCGAUCACUCCGCUAUUAUUGAACACAAGUGACGAUGCGUUCCAGGGAUUUUCGUCGAAAGAAAGUUCGUUCUUAUCAUCAACUCUACCCAGCACACCAUUGAGCUCUAUAGGCUCGUUGAACGCCAGCGCAAUACCAUCAACUCCACAGUCAAUUCCGUUACUACAACCACAUCCACCACCACCUCCACUUCCACCUACUGAUCCAGGUUAUGUUUACGUUGGUGCACUGAAAGUUCAAUUGAUUGACAAUUUGUUCCAUUGUCCGGAGGCGACCUGCAACAAAAACUUUCGCAAGGAGAACCAUCUGCAAAUUCACGUCAAACACUAUCACUUAGAUCUCGCCAAAUUAUUGGGAGUCUGUCCCAAUAUGUCGGACUUAGCCUAUCAACGAACGGUUGGUAUGCCGAUCGACGAAGCGGUACCCAAAAAUCAAAUACCAAAUUCACAGUUCUUUGAGAAGGUGUACCAGUCUGAUUUGAGUUCAAAACUGCAACGUAAAUCGAUGUCACCAUCCACUCAAGUGAAAGCGGAACCCAGAUCGCCGAAUUUCAGCGAAAAAGCUGCCAAUAUUUCUGCACAUAGUGACGAGGUAGACAAACCGGUGGCUGAGCCGAUCGCUCAAUCGCAAGAAAUUGCUAACAUUUUGCACCAGAGCCUCAGCAACGAGAAAAACGUAGAACAAAUCAUUCAUGCGCAAGAGUGUAUCGGAUCGCCAAAGAAACCGGAAGCAAUGCCACUGGAUGCAGACGUUGCGAUUGUGAAAAAAAGUGAAACGCCAACCGCAAGGACAAAGGCGACAAAACGAAGGCCGAUAAAGCCGUUGAAUCGCCAAAAAGCACGACGAAACAUCAAAAAAGCAUUCAUGAAGUCACUUCAAGAAGCGAAGGCAUCCAUUGUGAAAGAUUUUGGCGAUGCGAACGAGGGACGAGUUCCACUGAGCAGCGUUUCCGAAUUAUCACCCACCAAAAGUUCUCGAUUGAAAUUCCUGCAACCAGUUGACAUUGGAAGCAGCAAAACAAUUGCUCACGAUCGGCAACACGUUCCCGAAAUGAACGCGCCACAUCCAAAGUACAUCAACGAGAACGGUGAAGUAAUCAAAAUCGUGCGAAUGCGUCAGGAGGAAAUAAUCAACUGUCUAUGUUCCUACGUCGAAGAGGAUGGAUUGAUGAUACAAUGUGAAUUAUGUUUGUGCUGGCAACACGGCAUUUGCAACGGCAUCGAAAAAGAAAGUCAGGUACCGGAGAAGUACAUCUGCUAUAUUUGUCGAAAUCCACAAAGAGGCCGCGAAUCGAUGAAGUAUGCGCACGACCAAGAUUGGUUACUAGCUGGUAAGCUACCUGUAGCCAAUUACCACCCAGCGAACUCAAAGCAUACCGAACGAUUUGACAUGUUGAAACAAAGUCACACAUUGACCGGUAAUUUGAUCGAACUGAAACGAUUCAUGCACAGUCUCAAUGUGAAAAUAAACAUUGCCGAAAACAAGGACCACCCGAAAAUGUAUUUGUGGUCAAAGAAAUGGGAAAAAUGUCCAACGACCGCCGAACUAACUGGCAUCGAAAUGUUAGCCCAAUCCGACAAAUCUAAGUUUGUCACGAAUGAAGCGCUGAAUGAAUUAUUCAGUAACACGGAAGUGAAGAAGGACGCCGUCAAAGAAGAGGAAUUAAAUACGCCAAUGGAGGUUGCAGCGGACACAUCUGAUCCAAAUGAAGACAAAACUGCAACAGUUCCAGUGAAGGAAGAGGAAGCAGCGCUCACGGAGGAAAAACCAAAUGUAUUCGGUGACGAUAAGAUGAUUGUCGAUCAAAGCAUUCUGGCUGGUUUGUUGAAUAGCAGCGGAGGGGUUAAUGUGGAACAGACUCAAGAAACUGUAGCGGUAAAAAUUCCACAACCAGAAGCGGCUAUCAAUCCAUCGGAGUGUCAGCUACUCUUGUUGGACCACAUUCAAAAGCAACAAAAUCUCGUAAUGGGACGACUGCAAACCAUCGAAGCACAAAUAAUCGCUCUUGAAUGCCGUGACGACAAAAUGGACAUAAUGGAACAACCAGAAAGUUGCUCGAAGACAAAGCAAAUCAUCAGCCUGUUAUUGAACGAUCUCCAGAAAAUGCGAAAAAUUGCUGCCAUUAACUCGAUGGAAAACAAAUUGGAGAUCUAGACGUUUAGUUAUAUUUGCGUUUUCGUGUAGCUGUACACACACAAUCUUUAAAUAAAGCAAAAAAAAAUUGCCCAA